GUAGGUAGCGUGGUGGUAUGGUAGUGGGUAGCGUGGUGGUUGGUGAUGUUGGUGGCGUGGGCCGUGGUAUUCACGAUGCUGGUGGUGGUGGUGUUGGUGAUGCACGAGCAGGAGGUAUUAAAGAGGCAGAUGGCUUUUUGUGGGAUUGGUGGCGCAGGGGCGAGAGAGCCGAUUCGUCCGCCGCGGCGAGAAUUACCGUAAGCACGGAGGCUGGAUCGGGUCCAAGUCCGUCAUCCAGGUCACGCUUUAAUUAUAAAAAAUCACGGGUGGGUGUUGCGUUCUAUUAUUAAUAUCAUCACAGUUGCUGAGCAAAGGACCGAAACGCCAAGUGGCUGGAAACAAACAGGCUCCUUGCUUGGUUUUAUCGUCUUGAGGGCAUUUUGAGGGUAGAACGUGUUGCGUUGUGCGAGCGAUGCUCUUGUGCGAUGGUGAGUGCUCAUGGUGAUGGAUAAUAGGCAUGGUGACGGUGAGCGGUGGGCGGUGAGCGGUGACGGUGAGCGGUGGUGGUGAAUGGUGAGCAGUGGUGGUGAAUGGUGAGCGGUGGCGGUGAACGGUGGUGGUGAAUGGUGAGCAGUGGUGGUGAAUGGUGAGCGGUGGCGGUGAGCGGUGACGGCGAAUGGUGGCGGUGGCGGUGAGCGGUGGCGGUGAACGGUGGCGGUGAACGGUGAGCGGUGGCGGUGAACGGUGAGCGGUGACGGUGAACGGUGAGCAGUGGCGGUGGCGGUGGCGGUGACGGUGAGCGGUGAGCGGUGACGGUGAGUAACGGCGAUGUCCCCAGGCUCCCUGAACAUCUACGUGCGCUCGCCUGGAGCGCUCGACACGCAGGUGUGGACGCGCGGGGGCAACCAGGGCGACACGUGGCACCGCGCCAACGUCACCAUCACCCCGCCAGGGCCCUUCCAGCUGAUCGUGGAGGGGAUCCGUGGGUCGGGAGUGGAGGGAGACAUCGCCAUCGAUGACGUGACGGUGGUGGACGGGAACUGUGAGAAGCCAUCGAUCUCAUCCGGCGAAGCCAAACAAUCUCAACAGCAGAGCCUGCGGAAUGUGCCUGGGCCGCGCCUGGGUCCUGCUCCCAGGCCUGGCGGCCUCGCUACUCUGCCUCAGGUGAUGCUGGGCACGGCGUCCUGGUGAGGCCGAGGCUCCGCCGGGCCUCGCGAGGCCCCGUCGGCUGGAGACCUUUGGGGCCCCUCAAAUCGUGAUGGGAUUUCCCUUCUGCUGUAACAGCAGCAACAGCUGCUGCAGCAGCAGCAACUCAUGGACCCUUGCGUGUUAAGUUAAAGAGGACAUGGAGCUGGCGCCCGAGCUCAUGGCGUGAGGGAGGUGUUCGGCCGAGCGGAGGCUGCUCUGGGCCCCGGGGCCCCUGGGUGAGGAGACACGAGGCGGGUGGUGGGGGAGGGAUCAUGUUGGCCUCGAGGAGUCCAGGACUGGUGCAGUGACAACACCGGAGGUGUUCACCCCCCCCCUCCACCUCCUCUCUCGGCCACACUUGGAGCCCCGAGACCCUGGUCACCUCCCCUGUGCCUUCUCAACACAAAAACAGCAGCAGGACCACAAAGGGAGAGGUCGUGGUGGGAGGCCGCAACCACGGCCCACAGCCUACAGACGCUUGACAAACUGGCGCUGCGAACAUUCCCGUCGUCAUCCUCUCCACCGCCUCCUCUAACCUCGCGAUCAGCAUCCCCCCACAACGCCCCGCCCGGCCACACCGCACACCUCGUGGGGGAUUUCGUGGCCUCCAUAACCUCCCGCUGGUUUUCACACGCGUGACGAGGAUCGUAUAUAUUUAAAGCAUAUCAGACAGACAUGGAGCUGACGCGACCAAGAGGCGACGUCGUCGUCUGCAUCACCACCCACCGAGCGUGUCCAUCGACAUUCACCAUCACUGUCGUCAUAACAACCAUCAUCGCUGUCUUCGCCGUCAUCACUAUUGGGCAACAUCAUCAUUGUGUUCAUGAUCAUGGCCACCAUCGCCACGUCGACCAUUGAUCUCAACUAAUCUCUCAGCUACCGUGAUCAUCUCCAUAAAUCAUGGUUAUCAUCAUCACUUUACACCUAGUUCUCAUCAUCGUCAUCAUCAUCAUCGUCGUCAUCACCAUCGCCGCUGCCGCACAGUUGUGGAAGGCGCUCGGCGGUCGUCACGGGCAAUCGUCACCGAGAUCAUCGCCACCGUUGGAGAUCACCACCACUGGAGAUCACCAGUGGCAUCAUGACCAGACGUGGCCACCACUGAAGGUCACCACGACUGGAGAUGCGCACUGCCGGAGACCGCCAGUGAGAUCGCCACGACUGGAGACCACGAAUAGCAUCACGACUGCAGAACACCACCACUCGAGAUCGGCGGUGAGAUCACCACCGGCGGUCGUGACUGGUGAUGUUGACCGUCGGUGCGAGUGCCGGUGACAAGAAGGCCGUGAGCGCCCUUCUAUGAUGCAACCACAACGCCGGUGACGCCAACAUCAACAAUGGGAACCACGAACUGUAAUUAAAGCCGAGAGACUGUUAGGGUAAUUAUUAUUAUUAUUCGAUGAUGAGAAUGGUAAGAGCACAAAGCUUCAUUACAUGUAUCCACCGAGACCAUAUACCUUACGUGCAGUGUGCCGUGUCGCACUUGAAUAUCCGCAAUAUGAGUGUUGGUGUUAAUAUAUCCACUGGGCGAGACGCGCAACUCAACGAGGCCUCGUCUUUCGCGCGCGCGCGUGUGUCGGUGGUGCGCGCAUUUGUCAAACGCCGCGUCGAGCGUCGUUGUCGAAACGAUCGACGCUGUCAGCUCGUCCACUCGUCUACUCGUUGGCUCGCGGGUCAACUCCGGUCACGUGCCCGGGUGUCCGUGCACGAAUUCAACUCGGGUGGCACUCGUCCCACCGUGACAGUCGCGCUCAUUGUCGGAUCAGGAGGCUCAACCCGGGAGGCGUGG
Lethenteron reissneri (Far Eastern brook lamprey) is the source of this 2914-nucleotide messenger RNA. RefSeq names its product MAM domain-containing glycosylphosphatidylinositol anchor protein 1-like. The record is from RefSeq and is a predicted model, not a curated record. Gene Ontology annotation, cellular component: membrane. Lineage: Eukaryota; Metazoa; Chordata; Hyperoartia; Petromyzontiformes; Petromyzontidae.